ACUAAUAUACAUUUAUAUAGUUAUUUAUAUGUAUAUAUGUAUAUACAUAUACAUGGGUCUAAAUAUGUAUAUAUAUGUGCAUAUAGUUGUUUCCUGUCCUCAAUAGAAACGGAACCCCAGAAAAGUACCCAUAGUCCAUUGCGGCAUCGUUGGGGCACACAUUGGACUACAGACCAGCGUUGCUACGCUGGAAUUUUUCAAUAAUUUACGGCUAUCGUUUCAUUAAGGAUGAUGUGCGACACCACUAACCGCAGUUUCCGGACUCAGUUGGCCGCUGUUCUAGAAAAAUUAACGAAAGCGGCUCUGGUUGAGAUCGGCAACCUGGCAGACGAGUGCUGCUCCGUCCUUCACACCGAGAUAUCGCUGCAUAAAACGGAGAACGAGGCUCUGAAGAAGCGGUGCUACUCAUUGGAGGUCCAGCUGAGGGCUGCCAAGGAGGCGCAGGGCUUUCCCGCCCCCGUCAACAGUGUUGGUGGGCGUCACACUGCAGAUCAGCAGCAUUCAGCUCCAGCCAUUGAUGGGGUAUUUGGAAAAGACUGGUGUAUGGACUUUUGGAGAGAAGAGAAACUCCCUUCUCACGGAAAAGAUACGAUGGAGCCCGCUGCAAUGACAAGCAUGGCCAUUCCGUCGAUAGACUUGACGGUGAGAGAACCUGAUCUUAUCUACAUAAAGGAGGAGAUGUAUGAUGAGCAUCCUAUUGGACAGCAUAUGAAUUACACAGACAAUAGAAAAAUUGCUGGGAUUUUUGGAGAGGAGAAUUUGCUUCAUAGACCUGUUGAUGACCUGCAGCUCCACUCGGGAGAAUUAAACACCUUUCCUGUAGCAACUGACAGUCAAACACAACAAAGGAAUCAACCAACAAUUAUGGACAAGAUAAUAGAUGAUGCAACAAUGAGCACUCUGUCCAACAACGCAAAUCCUUCUUCAGCGACAGCUGAGUUUUCUAACUAUGGCGAUAAUAUCCAAAUAAGUACAAUUGAAGCCCCUACCAUUCAGCCGAGGCUCGUGAAGCCCAAGAAACGGUUUGAGUGCUUAUUCUGUGGGAAAAUGUUUAACUACUUGAGUAGUUUGAAAGUCCAUGUCCGACGACACUCUGGCGAGAAGCCGUUUAGUUGCUCCGUUUGCGGUAAGCCAUUUGCCCAGAAAACAUAUUUGAAAUUGCAUCAGCGUGUGCACUCAGGAGAGAAGCCAUACAGCUGUCCAAACUGCGGCAAAAGUUUUUCCCAGAAAAGCUCUCUGAACAUACAUCUACGGACACACACUGGUGAGAAGCCGUACAGUUGCCUGGGUUGCGGGAAGUGUUACGCAUAUAAGUACGGUCUCAACCACCACCAGUGUUUCAACCAAACCACUCAAUGAGCUUUGUAACCAGUGAAAGGUUCAUGUUUGACAGGAAGUUCUUUCGACUGUGUUCAGAGUAGAUAUACUGUACUCGUGCCAAUUUGUACAGUACAAAGGGAAAGUUAAAAAAAUACUCAUUAAAAUAAAGUCAGAUUUUAAUAGAAAAUUGAAUUAACAGUACUGCUGUGAAAUCUAAGCUUGUUUGCUGUGUUUUUUUAUUUCCUUAUACGAGAUGUGCCGCAGUAUUAAGACAGAAAAUAGAAACACUAGUAUUGGUACUUUUUUAUAAUGUCUGUUGAAAUGGCAGGAUCGAGUAGAGCACACCUAACACAUACAUAUGCUAUGUCCAACCAUCUGAUAUGUACAGUUCUGUUACUGUAUAUAAACAGAAGAAAGGUGUUCCAAAUGAUUACAGAAAGUAUUUUGAAAAUAAUUUAAAUCAUGCAUGCUGUCAAACUCACAUGGUUGGCAUUACCUCAUGUUAAUAAGGUCACAAUGGCCUUUGUUCAAUAAUGCCAAAAUAUGCUCAGUUUUUUGCACAAUGUGUAGCACAAAUGUACAAACUACCUCUUCACAACAAAUGAGAAGUGUAACCAACUCACAACAGUUUGCUUUAUUGUUAGUCUCAUCAAAAUGUGGUCAUUCUCAAAAUGCUGAGCCUGUCUUUUUGGCCUGUAAACGGGAGAAAAGAAUGAAGUAACAUUGUUGUUUUAUGAAAUGAUGUGUGUGGUCACAUGAUAUUAAAACGAUUUACAGGCA
Molecule: messenger RNA, 2100 nt
Organism: Cynoglossus semilaevis (tongue sole)
Lineage: Eukaryota; Metazoa; Chordata; Actinopteri; Pleuronectiformes; Cynoglossidae
Product: zinc finger protein 813-like
Exons: 4
Coding region: 229-1359 (376 amino acids)
Biological process (GO): regulation of gene expression
Cellular component (GO): nucleus
Source: RefSeq, a predicted model, not a curated record